AUGACCGCUACACUUCAGUUUGUGGUGCCAUUCUUCGUCAUCUCUUUCUGCUAUAUUCGAGUUUCGGUGAAGCUGAACGACAGAGCGCGGAGCAAGCCAGGCUCGAAGACAAGCCGCAAAGAGGAAGCAGACAGGGAAAGGAAGCGAAGGACCAACCGGAUGUUGAUCGCAAUGGUCGCCAUCUUCGGCGUCAGCUGGCUUCCGCUCAACCUGAUAAACGUCAUCAACGAUAUCUACAUUCCAACCGGAAACUGGCGCUACUACUACCUCUGCUUCUUCGUUGGACACUCCAUCGCCAUGUCCUCCACCUGCUACAACCCCUUUCUCUAUGCCUGGCUAGAGCAGUGGGGACAAGGCUAUUGCUUUAGAUUGUUCGGUGUAAGUUUGCGAGAGGGAGCAUGGGAUAUUAGGAGAGUUGUCAAAGGAAUAGUCCCUCCUCCACCACCACAUCGCAUUGUCAGCCCGUCAGCUGAUAACAACUCAAUUAUCCUCUGGCAUCUAG
Molecule: messenger RNA, 502 nt
Organism: Nezara viridula (southern green stink bug)
Lineage: Eukaryota; Metazoa; Arthropoda; Insecta; Hemiptera; Pentatomidae
Source: the annotation of a GenBank genome assembly